This is a messenger RNA of Cyanidioschyzon merolae strain 10D, 1404 nucleotides long. Its product is annotated as pseudouridine synthase 3. Gene Ontology annotation, cellular component: nucleus; cytoplasm. The transcript has a single exon. Gene Ontology annotation, biological process: tRNA pseudouridine synthesis; mRNA pseudouridine synthesis. NCBI's taxonomy places the organism in Eukaryota, Rhodophyta, Bangiophyceae, Cyanidiales, Cyanidiaceae. Gene Ontology annotation, molecular function: RNA binding; pseudouridine synthase activity. Bases 1 to 1404 code for a protein of 467 amino acids. The record is from RefSeq and is a predicted model, not a curated record.
AUGAGCGCUGUACAGAACCUUUCGAAACUAAGCCGAGCAGAACUGGAGGCUUACGCUGCACGUUUGGAGCAACUGCUAGGACUGAAGCGGAGCAGCUCCCGUAAUAAGAAUUCUGCUCGCGAAAUCAACUUCAAAGAGUACGGCGUUCGAAAAAUAGCGUUGAAGCUUGCAUACCAAGGUUGGUCGUUUCCUUCUGGUUUUGCUGCUCAGCCGGCUGACUUCAGCACGUCUUCGGCGGGGAAGCUUAGUGGAAUCGCAUUCAAAUCUGUAGAGAGUGCUCUAUUUUAUGCGCUAGAGAAGGUAAAUCUGGUACCCAAUUUGCACUGGUUCGUUGGCAGUGACGGCACGUGCGCCACAGGGGUGUCCCCGAACAGGCCUCUCAGCCGAGAGAAGUUCGGUGAGACCUGGGCUGUAAAAGGUUGGCAGUACGCUCGUGGUGGGCGCACCGAUAAGGGUGUCAGUGCAAUUGGCCAAGUCGUAUCGCUUUUGGUAAGGUGCCCUCCACCUGGCACGGGGACUAACUUUUAUGACUAUAUACAUUUACUGAAUCGGGAGUUGCCUGCAUCAGUGCGAGUGUACGCCUGGGCCCCCGUGGCGGAUGAUUUCUCGGCUCGUUUCAGUGCCUAUUCACGAACAUACAAAUAUUUCGUGCCGAAUGUGUUUAGCGAUGAAGGCAUCUGUAGCAUGGUUGCUGCAGCCAAAAAGAUGGUCGGAAGACAUGAUUUUGCCAAUUUCUGCAAGUUCGAUGCGGAGACAACGAAAGGCAACACAGAACGGGUUAUUCUGCAAUGCACAGUCGAACUCGCAAAAGAUGAGUUCUAUCGCGCGCUUUUCCCUCGUGGCAUUUUAGAGUUCACCAUCGAAGGCCAGGCAUUUCUUUACCAUCAAGUUAGGUUCAUGAUUGCUCUUCUCUUGGAAAUCGGUCGGGGCACAGAGAACAUUUCUCUAGUGGACAGCCUUCUUGGGCUUGACGGUUCACCAAGAAUAGAUCCACGACCCCAGUAUGUCCAAGCUCCAGAGCACCCGCUGGUGCUCUGGAAUAUUCAUUACGGAGAGAAUGAACCUCCAUGGCGUUACGCUUUAGAGAGAGACUCUCCAUGGGGAAAAUGCUCAAGAAAUUCAACCGUUGUAGGCAUUUUGCGUCCAAUUCUUCUCCAAUGGUAUGCAGAUCUUACAAAAGUUAUCUUCAAUGGAGCACUGUUGCGUCGGACCACGCACGGAUCUCCAUUUUGCAAGGAUGAGGGCUCCGAAGCUGCAAACGAGCCGUGCGCGGGCUUGGCACCACUGAUGUUUACUCACAUGGUGGACGCCGAUGUGCACGUUCCAAUCGAAAAACGAAGUAGCAGCGGACUGAACGCGGAGCAACGCAUACAGAAAGUUCGGAGGCUCCUCGACCGUCAGUGA